AACAGAAAAUCAAAUAGAAAAUACAACGUGCGUUUGGUAUUUCUGUUGCCUGAUGUAAAGUCCACUAUUAAAAAAAGUCACAGAAGAGAAUUGAAGAAGUCCUCAGGAUAGCAACAAAUAUAUGCAAAAUCCAUCUCUCUAGAGAGAUAUAUUGAUAGUAAAUAGGACUAUCCAUUUUUGAAGGAAGACUAAAUUUGAAGAAAAUACCUCAGAGUCUCUGGGAAAAUACAGUAUUUCUGCCAUUUUUUUUUCUUGGGGUAACAGAAAAACGCUUAAAGAAGGAAACUCAAGGUCCAUUAAUUGCAAUGUUAUUUCAUUUAUAUUCGCCUUUAACUGCUGUCUUCAGCCCGCCCAAUAUCCAAAUUUAGAGCUUUCAUACACACUACUGAAGGCAACGGAGGCUGCAGCGAGUGGUCCACCGGCUGCGGGGAAGGCGAGCUGCGGGAGCCCGUUCCCUGCCCCAUUCCAGGCGGGAAGGGUCAGAGGGAUUUUGCAGAUGUUCCGCCUUCGGGACAAACGGCCUGAGGGGCCAGACGCAUCGAACAAAAAAAAGGAAGAGCCGCACCGCCGCCUCUCCCAAAAAGGAAUAUCUCCAAGGCUCCCUGACAUCAUGUCAAUAGGAUCACAUUCAUUCUCCCCAGGAGGUCCUAAUGGGAUUAUUAGAAGUCAGUCCUUUGCUGGCUUCAGCGGGCUUCAGGAAAGACGGUCCAGGUGUAACUCCUUUAUUGAAAAUUCCUCCGCGCUCAAGAAGCCCCAAGCAAAGGUGAAGAAAAUGCAUAAUUUGGGCCAUAAGAACAGCACCACACCCAAAGAACCCCAGCCCAAAAGGAUGGAAGAGGUCUACCGAGCCCUGAAGAGUGGCCUGGAUGAGUAUCUGGAAGUUCACCAGACAGAGCUGGAUAAGCUGACUACUCAGUUAAAAGACAUGAAAAGAAACUCACGCCUGGGAGUCCUGUAUGAUUUAGAUAAGCAAAUCAAAGCGGUUGAAAGAUACAUGAGAAGGCUGGAGUUCCACAUUAGCAAGGUGGACGAGCUUUAUGAAGCCUAUUGCAUCCAAAGACGUCUCUGUGAUGGUGCCAGCAAAAUGAAGCAAGCUUUUGCAAUGUCUCCUGCCAGCAAAGCAGCUCGAGAGAGUUUGACCGAAAUCAACAGGAGCUACAAGGAGUACACAGAGAACAUGUGUACCAUAGAGGCAGAGCUGGAAAAUCUGUUGGGGGAGUUUUGCAUCAAGAUGAAAGGUCUGGCUGGAUUCGCUCGGCUCUGCCCAGGUGAUCAAUACGAGAUUUUCAUGCGUUACGGUCGCCAGCGCUGGAAACUGAAAGGCAAGAUAGAAGUGAAUGGCAAGCAAAGCUGGGAUGGAGAAGAGAUGGUUUUCCUCCCUCUCAUUGUUGGACUGAUCUCCAUUAAGGUCACAGAAGUUAAAGGGCUUGCUACUCAUAUCCUCGUGGGAAGUGUAACCUGUGAGACAAAAGACCUGUUUGCAGCUCGGCCUCAGGUGGUUGCAGUAGACAUUAAUGAUCUUGGCACAGUAAAGCUGAACCUUGAGAUCACCUGGUACCCCUUUGAUGUUGAAGACUUGACCCCAUCCACAGGAAAUGUGAGCAAGGCAUCUGCUCUCCAGAGGAGAAUGUCCAUGUACAGCCAAGGCACUCCUGAAACACCAACCUUCAAGGACCACUCAUUCUUUAAAUGGCUGCAUCCCCUGCAAGACAGGCCAAAGUUGACAAUCUUAGAUGCUCUUCAAGACACUUUCUUUGACAAGCUUCGUCGCAGUCGCUCUUUUAGUGACCUGCCAUCGCUCAGGCUAAGCCCAAAAGCAGGGCUAGAGCUAUAUUCAAAUUUGCCAGAUGAUGUCUUUGAAAAUGGGACAGCGGCCACUGAGAAGCGGCCUCUCUCCUUCACUUUUGGUGACCUGCCUUACGAAGCCGCCGUGCCCCCCGCCAACUCAGCAGAGUCCUCGUCUGCUCAUGUCAGCUCCAGCCCCGACAUCACUGCGACCCCCACCCAGCACCGAGCCCUGGAGUCCUCCCAGAGCUCAAGCCUGGACUGUAGCAGCAGCGACUCCCGCAGAGACUCUGUUGCUGAGCCAAAGGACCUGCUGUCCCACGGAGAGGGAGCGGGGGCUGAGAACAAGAACACCCCGAGGGCGGCUCCUGAAGUUUGCCAAAAGAUCUCUGAUGCUGGGAGCGAUCGUGUCUUUGUAGAAACGAGUGUCCCGGUGUCUCUCCUGCAGGACACGGAUGAAGGUUCAGAACUCAAGCCUGUGGAGCUGGAUACCUAUGAGGGCAACAUCACAAAGCAGCUGGUCAAAAGGCUUACAUCAGCAGAGACACCUCUGACCCCAGAGAGGCUGCCGUGUGAGGGAUCCAUUAGUGGGGAAUCAGAAGGAUAUAAGUCUUAUCUCGAUGGAAGCAUUGAGGAAGCCUUGCAAGGGCUUCUCUUAGCUCUUGAGCCACAUAAAGAGCAGUAUAAAGAGUUUCAGGACCUGGAUCAAGAAGUGAUGCAUCUAGAUGACAUCCUAAAAUGCAAGCCAGCAGUAAGCCGAAGCAGGUCCUCCAGUUUAAGUCUAACAGUUGAAAGUGCUUUAGAAAGCUUUGAUUUCCUGAACACCUCUGACUUUGAUGAUGAGGAUGGUGGUGGUGUGGAGGUUUGUAAUGGUGGAGGAGGUGCAGACUCAGUAUUUUCAGAUACUGAGAUUGAGAAGAAUAGUUACAGGACAGAACACCCAGAAGCCAGAGGCCACCUGAGCGAAGCUCUCACCGAGGACACGGGCGUGGGCACCAGCGUGGCUGGCAGCCCUCUGCCCCUGACCACAGGCAACGACAGCCUCGAUAUAACCAUAGUUAAGCACUUGCAGUAUUGCACCCAGCUCAUUCAGCAAAUUGUGUUCUCCAGUAAAACACCAUUUGUGACAAGAGACCUUCUGGAUAAACUGUCCAGGCAGAUCCUUGUGAUGGAGAAUAUUGCGGAGAUCAGCACUGAGAACUUGGGAAAUAUCACCUCUCUUACUGAUGCAAUUCCAGAGUUCCACAAGAAGCUGUCACUGCUGGCUUUCUGGAUGAAGUGUACUGGCCCUUCAGGAGUGUAUCACACCUCUGCAGACAAGAUGAUGAAACAGUUGGAUAUCAAUUUUGCCACCACUGUGAAUGAGGAGUGUCCAGGACUUGCAGAAACAGUAUUCAGGAUCCUGGUGUCUCAGAUCCUGGACCGGACGGAGCCUGUCCUCUACUCCAGCAUGUCCUCCGAGACCAUCACUGUCUUUCAGUAUUACGACUACUUUGCCAGCCACAGUGUCAAUGACCUUGGAAGCUAUUUGCUGCAGCUUGCAAAAGAAGCAUCUGUGGUUCAGGUGCUGCAGUCAGUGAAAGACGGAAAACUGCAGCAAAAUGUGUCCAAAAUAAACUCCAAUAACCUUCCACCACAGCAGGAAGUUUUAAGAGCUUUGGCUUUACUUCUCAAUGAAAAUAAAAAUGAAGUCAGUGAGACUGUGGCAUCACUUCUGACAGCAACUGCAGAAAACAGGCACUUCAGGGAGAAGGCCUUGAUUUAUUACUGUGAAGCACUAACCCAGCCCAACCUCCAGCUGCAGAAAGCAGCUUGCUUGGCUCUAAGAUACCUCAAGGCUACUGAGAGCAUUAAAAUGCUGGUCACGCUCUGCCAGUCUGACAAUGAAGAGAUCAGAAAAGUGGCAUCUGAAACCCUGCUCUCCCUUGGUGAAGAUGGGAGACUGGCAUAUGAACAGCUGGACAAAUUUCCCCGGGAAUUUGUUAAAGUUGGAAGCCGCCGUGGAACUGAAGCUGCCACAGCUUUUUAGAUGGAAAAGGACCUGUAACAUUUAACAGGCAUUAAAGUAGGAUGGAGCUGCACUUUAGUGUGGGGAACAAAAGGAAGACUUUAACAAAUUCUAUGAGAAUGUUCCAAAAUGUAGCAAUUUACAGACUUCUUCAAGAAAAGCAAAAUCUAAAAUCCAGCUUAAGGAUUCCUAUUGGCUCCUUGUUGCAGCUCAUGAUGGAACAGUUGGAUGCUGAGGAACAAUACUUUAUUGACUGAUUCUAAACAAAUAAUGUAAUUGCAGUUAUUCAGCCUCAAUAGACUUCUGUGAGGUUUUUAGAAUUUGGCAUCUCCAUAUAUUUUCCUAUUACAUUUACUUCCUUGAAGUUGUUGUGAGAGCUUGAGAUGUGUGAUACCGUAUCUAACAAGGACACUCAGGAGGCCACCUGAGCAGGCAUGCAAAGUUUUCCCUUGAAUCCCAAAUGAAGUGUCUGCUGCCAUGCAGUGUCCUCAGCAACACUCCAGUGGCAGGAAACGCUGCUCAGCUUUCUCAGUUGUGUCUUGGUAAUGAAAUACAGGGAAAGUUCUGCAAGUUUUGCCUGGAGAAACAGCAUGAUGUGAACCCUGGGAGGUGUCACUUUGGUGACUCAUUCUAAAUGCCUACACUGGUCUUUUAUUCCCUUCUCUUGCCCUCCAGCAGCAAACUAUCAUUAAUCCAGCAAUUUCUGAGGGGGAUCAAACAAUCAUGUAGGUUUCUGAAAGCUAAAUGAAAAGGUAAGGUGCAUUUAUUUAUUCUGAGAAGAAGGAGUGAAUACUGCUAAUUGCACGUUUCCCCAAAGCCAUUUUGUCCUGCAAGUUGCAGGCAGGAUUGGAUUUGGUACAUUCUAAUUAGAGGAGCAUAGUUUCUAUAGAGUGAUUUCAAUAUAAAGAACAGAACAAACUCAAGUGCACCUUGGAGGCAGCAAUAAACAGAGGGGGAAAUGAAUGCAUCUCCCCUCCCUGCACUGCAAGGUUGAAAGAGAGUACUUCAAACUGUUGAUUACAAGCCUUAAGUUAACAGAGGUGAAUAGAAUUUAACAGAAGAGUGUUCCUGUACUGUGUUCAUUAUGCAUGAAAUGCUAUUUAGAUGUCAAUUGAAGUAUCCAAAUUUGCAUAGAUGACAUAGAAAAUAUUGCAAACAGUUCACAUCAAGAGGAAACCUUGUGAGCCAAACACUUUGGCAGGCAGGGGUCAUUUGUUUUGUUUUGUUUUUUACUGUGAAUGUUACAAGAAUGUACAUAUCUGUAUAUUUAUAAAUAUAUAUAUUCUUCCUUUAAUUAAAGAAGUACAUUUUGUACAGUGCAAAAUGCUUACUUGUUUACUGAGGGAUAAAACUCUUUUUGCAGAAGGUGAAAUAGCCAUGUUAUGGUUUUUAUACUA
Lonchura striata (white-rumped munia) is the source of this 5190-nucleotide messenger RNA. The record is from RefSeq and is a predicted model, not a curated record. Lineage: Eukaryota; Metazoa; Chordata; Aves; Passeriformes; Estrildidae.